Molecule: messenger RNA, 630 nt
Organism: Penicillium maclennaniae
Lineage: Eukaryota; Fungi; Ascomycota; Eurotiomycetes; Eurotiales; Aspergillaceae
Exons: 2
Coding region: 1-630 (209 amino acids)
Source: RefSeq, a predicted model, not a curated record
AUGCUCCCAACCAUCCCCAUCCUCGCCCUCUUGGGCCUCACGGCCGCAUCGCCACUCUCAUUCUCAUUCCUCAUGUUCCGAGAUGAAUCGCUCACGGAAGCCCAAAUAAUCGCCAUCGCUCCGACAUCUGCAAACUGCGAUAACCCUCCCGCUGAAGGCGAAUGCGCAACCGCGAAAACAGCAGCCAAGUUCACCGCUCAGUCCUUCGAUACUUACAAUGUCACUUCCAAGGCUGAACAAGCUGCUGUUAUCAGUUUGAUGGCGUUUGAGAGUGGUGAUUUCAAGUAUAAUAAGAAUCAUUUCCCCGGUGUUGCAGGGCAGGGAACACGGAACAUGCAAUCCCCCGCCUACAACAAGGAAUACGCAUCCUCUAUCUCGGCGUUGAAGGACCAGGUCGCAAAGGUCAGCGAUCCGGCUGAGUUGUUGGAUCUGUUGCGCGCUGAUGAGGUGUAUGAUUUCGGAUCUGGGGCUUGGUUCCUGACUACCCAGUGCUCGAAGGAUGUGAGGUCGAAGCUGCAGGCUGGUACUGAGGAGGGGUGGCAGUUGUAUAUUAGUGAUUGUGUGGGGACUAGUGUCACGGAUGAGAGGAAGGAGUACUGGGAGAGAGCUGUUACGGCUCUUGAUGUUUAG